Messenger RNA from Brassica napus (rape), 4967 nucleotides. Its product is annotated as aldehyde oxidase GLOX. The record is from RefSeq and is a predicted model, not a curated record. NCBI's taxonomy places the organism in Eukaryota, Viridiplantae, Streptophyta, Magnoliopsida, Brassicales, Brassicaceae. Bases 2559 to 4202 code for a protein of 547 amino acids. The transcript has a single exon.
UUAUACUAUUAAGGUUUUACUUUUAUCUAAAUUCUAUCAAGAUGCAUGUGUUAAAAGUGUAAAUUUCGUAGGCCGUCGUGCUAGACAUUAGUCUCUCGGCAGAUAUAACUUAGACACCGUGUGCAUGAUUCAUGACAUAUCCUCUAAGUCUAAAUCAUGUUUUAAAUUAGUUUGAUAUGUUUAAAAUUCAGUUGGAUAGGUACAAUAAUUAGAAGAGCAAAAAAAAAAAAAAAACAAGUUCUGGUAGGUAUUUGAAAUAUAAAAUGAACAGCUUCGAAGACUAGAUCUUUUUAUUUCUUACUUCUUAAUACAAAAUCUAAUAAUUGCAGUCUGGAAAAUAUGUAUAUGAAUGUAUGUAUGAAUAAUGUAAUAACGCAAAAAUAGGAGGCACAAUAUUAGCAACAUUAAAAAAUAUAGAGUCAACUAACCGCAUUCAUGAAUAGAGAAUGUCAUCGGUUAAUCAUUUGAUUUUGGUGAUUCGGAAUAUAAAUAUUAAUUCAUAACUAUAAACAAAACAAGAAUGUAUGUAUAUAUGCAAGAAAGGGGGAAAGCGUCAAAAUUGAUUAUAAUGCAAAUUAGUUAACUCGACAUGUCGAAUAUGUAUGUCCAUAGUUUAGAGUGUAAAAUGUAUAUGCAUCAAUAUUUUUAUUAGUUGUCCAUUAUUAUAAGAUAAAUAGGCAUCCAAAUACCAAAAAGUAAAUUUAUGCAUCUUAUUGAACAACUGUCUUAAAUAAAACCAACAAGAGAAUGUGUGUACUAAUAAGAAUUGUCAUGAAAUUAUGGUUUUGAAAACGAAAUUUAACUUUACAUACAAAUACAUUGUUAAGUUCACACCGCUGGAGCAGAUAUUAUUAGUCUAUAUAUGUAUGUAUGCAUGAAUGUUAUAUUUUUUAUUAACUUAUAGAAAAUUUGGGACAACCAAAAUAAUUAACGUGCAACGAACCAGGAUGAUUGAAAGCCUAAUAAUAAUAGUUUACAAAAAAAAAAACGAACCCGAUGAAUAGCCCCUGGGAGGACUAAAACGUAACGGAGUUUGACUUGUAUUAUCUAUAGUUGCAUGUUUGAUGUUAACACAACAACGCCAUCAUUAAUUCGUCUUUGCAGCCUACCGAACUAAUUAAUCACAAAUAAGCAUAAUCACAUAUUAAUUCAAAAGGAUAAUGUAAAGUCAAAUAAUACAAAUAUUUCAUUCGAAGAUAUCUUGUAUAUAAUCAAAACUAUCGAGCUAGGAGUUACCUAAUACAUGUAUAAUGUAUUUUUGCAAAUUUUUAGUUAUGAGUGGGAAUUAUAGCGUCAGAUAAAGAGUUUGAUUUUGUGUGCAUGAAUCUUUUGCUAAAAAAUUAACGUGCGGUUGUUUACCAGUUUAUAAUUUGUUCUGUCAUUUAUAACAAGUAAAAUAGCGACGACCAAAGUAAUUAACAUGCAACGAACCACAAGAAAUAUAAGUGAAAGUUAAUGUGUAAAACGUAACUCUCUUUACUUAUUGUUUCUGACUUCAAACGUAACGGACUCUUGUAUAAUCUAUACAUGCAUAUGCAUGUCUGAUGUUUUUAAAGAUGUUUGAUGUUAACACAACAUCUCCAAUCUCCAUUAUUAUUUCGUUCGGGUCUCCCAACUAACUAAUCUCAAAUAAUCGAUAAUUUUGAGUUGAUGUCAAAUAUAAAAGAAAGAGUAUACAAAGAUAAUUGACGAAAUGGUUCAUAUGUUUCACAUACUGUCCCUGGCUACUUGAAUACACCAAACAUCAAAACAUAUAUAAGUGAAUACUUUUCCUACUAAGUUUUGCUUUUGAAUCUUUAGAUAAUCAUUGCGAUGGGAACUAAACCAGUCAAAUAAAUUUAAAUGAUUUUGACGGCCUCUAAGAGCAUCCCUAUUAGGAGUUCACUCCUUCAAGCUCUCACGUUUUCCAAAAAAGAAAAAUAUUAUAAUAUUUGUAGACCCACAUAUUUCAUGAACCUAUUCCUUAAAAAAAUUUUAUUGUGAAUCUGGUUCGUCACUGUUUCGCGGGUCCCACGCCACGUGACGGCCCGCGAUUGGUUUGGUAAUUUUUUUUUUAAAUAAAAAAAAAAAUAAUAAUUAAUUUCUCAAGACCUCCUCCCCCACUUUCACUAAUGGAGAUGCUCUAAAGUGUUAAUUUACAGAUGCAAAAAAGGCUGCUAUACUUCAAGAAAAACAAAAACUAAAAGAUAACGAAAAUCUCAUUUAGACCACCUCCAUACUACCAUAAAAUUAUAACAGAUAAAAAAACAGGAAAAGUCAGAAAAUAUGAGCUACUGUGUUUCAAUUGAGAGAUUAAUCAGAUUGUGAAAUAUCCAUUAUAUACCAAAAUGCCAUUUGUCAUUUUUAUUAAUUAGCUUUAAGAAAACUAAUCAUAUCAUUUAACUAUAUAAAGUAUAUUUUUGGACUUUUCAGUUUUGAACUAAAAAACUAUAUUAAUUAUUGACUUUCAACAACUACAUAGAAUAACGUUUAAUAAUGUCCCAUACACCACUAUAUAAACGAAUAAGCCACGAUACAUUUACAUCACAACACACUUAAAUAUCAAACAAGAACCUAAAAUGGCAGCACAAGCCAAAACAUUCUAUGCUCUCUUACUAGCCUCACUCCAACUCCUCAUAACAAGUCACGUGUCAUUAGCCGCCGGAGGAAAAUGGACUCUCCUCCUCUCCAACGUCGGAAUCUCCGCCAUGCACAUGCAGCUCCUCCGCAACGACCGUGUUGUAAUGUUCGAUAGAACCAACUUCGGGCCAUCAAACAUCUCUCUCCCCAACGGUAACUGCCGUAACAACCCACAAGACGCCGUUUCCAAAAUCGACUGCACAGCUCACUCCAUCGAAUACGACGUCGCAUCAAAUACGGUCCGUCCAUUGACCGUACAAUCCAACACAUGGUGCUCCUCCGGUUCGGUCAGACCGGAUGGUGUUCUCGUCCAAACCGGUGGAGACCGGGACGGUGAACUAAAAGCGAGAAUAUUCUCUCCUUGUAAUAACAAUAAAUGCGACUGGGUCGAGAUUAACAACGGUUUAACAAAGAGAAGGUGGUACUCUUCUAAUCAUAUUCUUCCCGACGGUAAACAAAUCGUUAUCGGAGGUCAAGGACAGUUUAACUACGAGUUUUACCCCAAAACGACAUCUCCUAACGUUAUCGCGUUACCGUUUUUGGCCGAGACUAAUGAUAGAGGACAAGAGAAUAAUCUUUACCCUUACGUGUUUCUCAACACCGACGGUAAUUUAUUUAUAUUCGCUAAUAACCGAGCGAUAUUACUUGACUAUGUUAAAAACACUGUGGUGAAAACUUAUCCGGCGAUUCCCGGUGGUGACCCGAGAAGCUACCCGAGCACCGGCUCAGCCGUGUUACUACCGUUGAAGAAUCUGGAAGCGGUUAAAAUCGACGCGGAGGUUCUAGUGUGCGGAGGUGCACCGAAGGGAUCAUACAUCCUCGCUUUUAGAAGGAAUACUUUCGUGAAAGCGCUUGACACGUGUGCAAGGAUCAAGAUUAACGACGAGAAUCCUCAGUGGACGGUGGAGAAGAUGCCACGUGCUAGAGUCAUGGGAGACAUGACGCUAUUACCUAACGGAGAUGUUUUGAUAGUCAACGGUGGUUCUUCUGGCUCAGCUGCAUGGGAGCUUGGUCGUGAACCGGUUUUCGUACCUGAUCUAUACCAUCCCGAGAAUCCGGUUAACUCGAGAUUUGAGUCGUUAAACCCGAGUACAAUCCCGAGAAUGUAUCACUCCACGGCGAUUCUUCUCCGCGACGGGAGAGUUCUCGUCGGAGGAAGCAACCCUCACGGGUUUUAUAACUUCACUGGAGUGCUUUUCCCGACCGAGUUAAGCUUGGAAGCUUUCUCUCCGGUUUAUCUUGAACCGGAGUUUGCGAAACUACGUCCGAAGAUUGUGUCUCCUAAGUCGCAAACAACUAUAACGUAUAGGAAAACUAUGAAGCUGAAGUUUAAGGUGGUCGGAGAAGUCAAGGGUCCAGUUAAAGUCACGAUGGUGUUUCCCUCGUUCACGACGCAUUCGUUUUCGAUGAAUCAGAGGCUUUUGGUUUUGGAUAAUGUUAAGUUUAAGAGAUCAAAAUCUACGAACUAUGAGGUUCAAGUAAGGACUCCAAGAUCCGCGUUUGUAGCACCUCCUGGUUAUUAUAUGAUGUUUGUGGUGAAUGAUAACAUCCCAAGCGAAGGUAUUUGGGUAAGGUUACGGUGAUCCAUAUUUAUAAAUUCGUUUACUUCUUUAAUUAUUCGCUUCUAAUGUGCAUGUUUGUUUAAUAUUAAAAUAUAAUGAUGUCUUCUUAAUUAUUUGAAGACUUGUAAAGUUUGUUUGGGUGACUUUUUGUUGAUUGACAACAAAAAAUUGUAUUUGUUGUAACUUGUAAUAAGAAUGUGUGUUCUUGGUUAAAUUUAUUUUUAAUGUCGAUCGGUAUAAUAUCAUACUCUCAUUGACGUGUAAGAAUAUAAAGUCUAGUGCAUGAAGAAGAUCCAAGAAGUAAGUUCUCAAAAAAAGAAAAGAUCGAAGAAGUAAGUUUUCAAUAUAUAGAAACUAUUAAAAAGGUGCUUAAUUUUUUCCCCUCAAUUUAACAUAUAUAUUCAUGUAAAUUAUUACUAGUAUCCUUUUACAUUUGACACCAACGAACUACUGCACAUAGCUAUUUUUCCUACCUUCCUUUGCUAAACUAUCAGCUCGUAUAUUACAUGAUCUAGGUAUUUUACAGACGUUGAAUUUAGCCAUUUCCUCUUCAACGAGUUUUCUGAUUUCUUCUAUGUAGACCGGACAAUGAGGAACUCAUCGGUUGCAUUCCCGUUGGGAACGUUUGGUAUUGUGCGAGUUGUUUCUUGAGUAAUGCUGAGUCUCCACAAAACGUCACUGGGCUGAAACCUAAAUUUUCCAUUUGUAGUAUGGCAAUACGGAGUGCCUCAGCUUCAGCUUCCAAUGGCGAGCCAACAGGAUCAAUGGCGGCUUUCCCUUGGAUUA